This is a messenger RNA of Miscanthus lutarioriparius, 1125 nucleotides long. The record is from the annotation of a GenBank genome assembly. NCBI's taxonomy places the organism in Eukaryota, Viridiplantae, Streptophyta, Magnoliopsida, Poales, Poaceae.
AUGGCUGGGCGCUGCCCCUACUUCGCCAUGGAGGAGUCCUCCCGCGGCAUCCGCUCGGGGGAGUCCCCGGCCGCGGCGCUCCGCCGGAUCCUCUCGACGCCCGGCGCGCACCAGGCGCCCUGCUGCUACGACGCGCUCGGCGCGCGGCUCGUCGAGCGCGCGGGGUUCCCGAUCGGGUUCAUGGGCGGUUUCUGUGUUUCUGCUGCGCGACUUGGCUUGCCUGAUGUUGGCCUCAUUUCCUAUGGAGAAAUGGUAGACCAAGGGCGUCUCAUCAAUGAAGCUGUUUCAAUCCCAGUGAUUGGUGAUGGAGACAACGGUUAUGGAAACUCUAUGAAUAUCAAGAGAACCAUAAAAGGGUAUAUCAAUGCUGGUUUUGCUGGAAUUAUGCUUGAGGAUCAGGUGGCACCUAAAGCAUGUGGACAUACUGAAGGAAGGAAAGUUAUAUCAAGGGAGGAAGCUAUCAUGCACAUCAAAGCUGCUGUAGAUGCUAGGAAGGAGAGUGGCUCUGACAUUGUUAUUGUAGCAAGGUCAGAUGCUCGCCAAGCUAUUUCUCUCGAUGAAGCAUUAUGGAGGGUGAAAGCAUUUGCUGAUGCUGGAGCAGAUGCUCUGUUUAUUGAUGCCCUUGCUUCAGUAGAAGAGAUGAAAGCAUUUUGUGCGGUUGCACCAGAAGUUCCAAAGAUGGCAAACAUGUUAGAAGGUGGUGGUAAAACUCCCAUAUUGAGCCCUGCUGAACUUGAGGAAAUUGGUUUCAGGCUUGUAGUCUAUCCUUUAUCCUUAGUUGGGGUAUCAAUGCGUGCCAUGCAGGAUGCUCUAGUUGCGAUAAAAGACGGCGGUGUACCUCCACCUAGCAUCUUGCCAUCUUUUCAGGAGAUCAAGGAUACAUUGGGUUUCGGCCGCUAUUAUAAAGAAGAGAAACAAUACCAAGUGUGGAAUUCAUCACCGCCAUCAGGCCAGCCUAUCACCGGCUUCUCUUUAGCUUUGCAAACUCUGCCCUCAACGCUGAAUCCUAACCACACAGACAUUGCAGAGUUUGGAUGGGCGAGGAUGAGAAUGUACCAAAACACAAAAUUGGACGGUGGUGAAAUCGGGUGCCAGUGUAGGCUAGAAGACUCGUACAAGCAUUAG